Molecule: messenger RNA, 1824 nt
Organism: Glycine soja
Lineage: Eukaryota; Viridiplantae; Streptophyta; Magnoliopsida; Fabales; Fabaceae
Exons: 1
Coding region: 678-1535 (285 amino acids)
Source: RefSeq, a predicted model, not a curated record
ACUCUCUCUAUAGUUAUUUUCUGGCUCCUGGUUUUGGUGCACCCUCAAACUUAAAGUGGUUUAUGGUUUAAUGGAUCUUUCUCUUUUCACCUGUUUAAAAGUGUUCCAUUACAUUCUUUGAGGGCAAUUAUGAGACUAAUCCACAUGAGGGUGUUUAAUCUUAAAUGGGGUUAGCUAGCUAGGUUAAAGCGAAGGGCCCAUGGGCUCAUGCUUAUGAUUUGCAAGUGUUGCUUUCAAGGGAAAAAAGAGAGCUUUUUCUUCGGUUGGCCCUUUUAGCAGAUUGAUGUUCUGAGAGGUUUUGCAAUUUGAAACCAAGGUUUGUCAUUAUGUCAUGCUUUAUUGGUGGGGAGGGGAUGUAGUCAUGUUAUGUAUGUAGAUACAAUAUUACAUUCAUACAUUGAAUUUUAGUCACAAGAUAUUAUCCACAUUUUCAGUGCUUGAAUUCAGAAUCAGAGGGUAAAAGUUGAGUUGAGAGUACUGUUAGUUAAUUGCUCAGUAAGCUUUCCCUGAACACUUAAACAUGUAUCUUCUCUUCGAUGAAAUUUGAUUUUGUUUUUGUAGUGCACUGGUCUGUUUGAUGUGAUUUUCUGGAUCAUAGAGAUUAAUUAGUUUGGACAUUAAGUAUUUUAGGAGGUUGAACAAUUUCAAAUUGUUUUCAAUGUGAUUUGAGGACAAAGAUGAAAUCCUUGAGUAGUGUAGGUCUUGGUCUGAGUAUUAUUUUUGGUUGUCUCUUGUUGGCUCUAGUAGCUGAGGUUUACUAUUUGCUAUGGUGGAAGAAGAGGAUAACCAACAGAGAGAUUGAGAAUGAUUAUGGCAACCCUGUGAAGGAAUUAUUCUACAUGUUUUGUUGGAAAAGGCCAUCAUCAUCUUCUUUGAGGCAAACAAGUUUCACUCCUCCUGAGUUUUGUUCUUCAAUGAGAAUUGGUGACACCCUUGUUCAUGACCCAGAACAAGUUCAGUCUCAAAGUGGAAAGGAAUUUGUUUUCAAACCCUUUGGAGAAGAUGGCACCGAUGCAGAAUACAUGAGGCAACAGGACCUGUUACUGUUAGGCCCUCCAAGAUUCUUGUUCACCAUAGUAGAAGAAUCAAAAGAAGAUUUAGAAUCUGAUGAUGGCAAAUCCAAGUGUGACAAGAGUGGAAAAGGUUCAAGGGGUAGAAGCUUGGGUGAUUUACUAGUUGUGGAGACACCAUAUAUGACACCUACAACUUCUCCACCUUUCUUCACUCCUCCUUUCACUACUCCUAUCAGUCCCUAUAACCAACGUGGAUUCAACCCUCUAUUUGAAACAGCAACUGAUGCUGAGUUCAACAAAUUAAAGUCCUCACCUCCUCCAAAAUUCAAGUUCUUACAGGAAGCAGAAGAGAAGCUUAGAAGAAAACUACAAGAAGACGAAAAUAAGGGAAAUGGAGAUGAGGUUGAUGGUUCUUUCAUCACAAUAGUAGUUGACAAGAAAACAGAAAGAGAGGUUAAUCACCAGCCUCGUCCACCACAGUAUCAUUCAAGCACUUCACAGGUACUUCCCUUAGCUUCUUGACACAUUCACCAAAAACCAGAUGAAAGAAGCUAGCUAACACCAAAGUUCUGUCAAGUCAAUUAAGAGUUUAUUUCUUCAUUAAUUUUUUCUACUUACAUGUUGAAGAAUUCCACUUUUUUUUUUGUUAUGGGAAUUUGUUCCCCCCCCCGAGUUGUUUAGGGAUGCAGUAUGGUUUAAUCUGCUAAGCCAGUUGUGAAAUGUACUACCCUCAAUGUUUCAAAACAUAUGGGGGACAAUAUUUUCUACUCAUAAAUGCUUAAAGGUGGGUCUGAUGCAAUUGGAAAGUUUA